Messenger RNA from Cicer arietinum (chickpea), 1614 nucleotides. The record is from RefSeq and is a predicted model, not a curated record. Lineage: Eukaryota; Viridiplantae; Streptophyta; Magnoliopsida; Fabales; Fabaceae.
AUGGUGUUAGUGGUGGUCAGUGAUGGGAGAUGGUGGUUGGAAGUCAAUGCUAGUGGGAGAGUGUUUGCAAGUACACCUCCUCCUAGAAUUGAUCAUCUAUCGUCCACCAUACAUCGACAACACCACUCGUCUUCGAAAGUCUCCAGAGUGGGUGCACGAGGAAGAGACGGCAAAAUCAUACGAAUUACACGGGACACUGAGACUUCUACAUCGACUCUGAUGAAUCCCUCAGAGAGGAUUCGACCGGCAGCUUCAAGGAGAAGAAGACGUAUGAUUAUUGAAGACGACGAUGAGGGACAUCAUGAUCAGGGGGAGCCUUCUAUAGUGCAUGAGGAAGAUGUGGUACAUUGGCAGGUGGAUGUACAUGAGUAUAUGGUGCACGAGCAGGUGGAUGUACAUGAGCAGCAGGAGGCUGCACCUGCUCAUGAGAGAGAGCAUAUGAAGGAGGAACAUGAUGGAGUUGAGGGACCUGAUGAGCUCACACGGUAUCCUGGAGGACCUUAUGAUUUGUCUGUCCUAACACGAUACCGUUAUCAUGUUUCAGCUAGACUAUGGUUUGGUGAGAAAAUGCAACAAUUUACUCCGCCGGUACUUCCGCGACCCAUAGAGAAUUGGGUGAAUUUGUCAGGUCUGAACCCAUUACAACGAGGUAGUUUGAAGAUGAUCGACAACAACUUGAUAUAUGCGUUUGUUGAAAGAUGGCAUUCCGAGACAUCGUCAUUUAACAUGCCAUUUGGUGAAAUGACGAUUACUUUGGAUGAUGUUGUCAAUCUUCUUGGAUUGCCUAUUAUGGGUGAUUUCUAUAGUCCACCCGAUGUAGAGAGAGUAACGGCAUGUAAUCUUGCCGUCCAUCUAUUAGGAGUGACCACGGAAGAGAUCUGGGAGGAGACCAAAAAGACUAGAGGUGCGCACUAUAGACUGGAUUGGUUGAAGGAGGUCUUCAGAAGGCAGUGUGCAGCAGAGAGGUUUGAUUGUGCUGUUAGGGCAUAUCUGUUGAAUUUAGUCGGGAAUACUAUUUUCGCUGAUAAGAGUCAUACUCUAGUUGAUGCGAAAUACCUUCCUUUAUUCAGAUAUUUAGACGGUAUAGAUAAAUAUGCAUGGGGUACUGCUGCACUAGUGGUGCUUUAUGACUACCUCUCAGAUGUCUGCUAUUAUGACACCAAACAGCUAGAUGGAUAUAUGACGCUGCUUCAGGGUGCUGACGUGGAAUGUUUUGCCCGAAUGAAUAGAUGGUGCUAUAAACAAGGCAAGCAUAAGGUCCACGAAUACAAAAGUAUUAUUGAUGCAUUGACACCUCCAAAUGUUAUAUGGAGACCAUGGGAGAAUCACAAGGGUGUCAUUUCUUUUGAUGAUAUCACGCUUUAUACUGAGAGGUGUUUGAGACAAUUUGGAUAUAUCCAAUAUAUUCCUUCACCGCCACUUCCAGAUCCUGCUAGAUUAUUUGAUGUAGAUGUGGAAUGGUUGGGAUAUGUGACGCCAGUGACAGAGUUAUUUCACAAGCUUCGUCCAGCUACAUAUCCAUCUGAGUGUGAAGAUGGAUAUUUGGAGUGGUUCUAUCAGGUGUCUCAUCCACUGCUGGUGCGACCAGAUGGUGUACCUCAGUUACUCUAUUAA